Messenger RNA from Suillus clintonianus, 486 nucleotides. RefSeq lists its product as uncharacterized. Bases 1 to 486 code for a protein of 161 amino acids. The record is from RefSeq and is a predicted model, not a curated record. Lineage: Eukaryota; Fungi; Basidiomycota; Agaricomycetes; Boletales; Suillaceae. The transcript is spliced from 4 exons.
AUGCAGGAACUCAGUACCAAGCUUACAGAAAACUUGAGCAAUUUUAGAGCUAUGGACAGCUUAAUGCAGGGCUCUCUCGAUGAACUGAAGAGAGAUACACAACGUGUCAAUCAUGCUCUCGAAGAACACAUACCGUUCAUCCAUGAGGAGCUCCAAAACUCUCUUGUCUCCUUGGAGGAAUUGUCACAUACACUUCCACAAAUUCGAUCACAUGUGACUGAAAUCCGACGCAUAUACGAUUCUGGUCGAGAGAAAGCUAAGAAUCUCGUGCAAGACCUCAAUUGGCUGAACACUGAGUGGCAUGAGCGCUGGCGAAUCAUCAUCUUCACGAACCGUUCCCCGGUUUCGUGGUGGUGGACUGCCACAAUGCGUGUCUUGUUUGCUGUCACCUUCAUAACAUUUGGAUGGAUUACUUGGGUAGCAAUUGCAGGUGCCUAUACAGCUCACAGACAAAGGCUUGUCUGGGGGGAGAGGCUGAUGUCCUAG